Molecule: messenger RNA, 1245 nt
Organism: Racocetra persica
Lineage: Eukaryota; Fungi; Glomeromycota; Glomeromycetes; Diversisporales; Gigasporaceae
Source: the annotation of a GenBank genome assembly
AUUCAAGUUCCAUGCAACAAGAUUGUAGACGUGAUCUUAUAAAGCAUAUAUUGUUCGAAGCUCAAUCUAGUGCAAUAGGCAACAACCUAAUCGAAUCAUAUAAAGAAGAAUUUCGUUAUAUUGAUGAAAACCAAAUUUUAACGGAGAAAGAAAAAGCACUUGCAAAGAAAAUCAUUAGCUUUAAUAAAGAUGUUGAAAAUCUUCUCUUCGAAAAAGUACAGAAGUACAAACAUGAAGGAUGUGGUCGUUUCGGCUUUACUACUCUGUUUUGCGAACAUUGUGCUCGCGAUUGUCUUAUUAAUGAUUUCAAAAAUUGGACCUCAGGAAAUUCAAUUGUUGAUCGAGCUAUUCAAAACGCACAAAUUAAUUGCCCUAUUCCACGUAGAGUCAUAGAAUGGGUCCCUUAUAGUGACCUGUAUGAUAUUAAAUUUAAAACUCGUGGUGGUUUUGCAUCGAUUUACACUGCUACUUGGAAAAAAGGAUAUAUUUUAUCAUUUGACAAUGAUCAACAAUGCUUUAAAAGAUAUGGAGCCGAAAAUGUAAUUCUUAAAAGGUUAAAAAAUCCUAAUGCAGAUGAAGAAUUUUUAAACGAAUUAUAUUCGAGUGGAUUUCGAGUAGUAGCUUUGGGUGGGAUAUCUAAAGACCCAAAAACAGGAGAUUAUUUUCUUGUACUUGACCAAUACGAACGAGAUUUAAGUCAAUUUAUACGAAAUAAAUAUACUUCGCUAAAAUGGAUGAAUGUCUAUAAUUUAUUUUGGGAUAUUUCUACCGCUCUUUAUCGGAUUCAUCUCUCAAAUCUAGUUCACCGUGAUCUCCACCCCGGAAACGUUUUACAAAAAUUUGAUGGCAGUUGGAGAAUUUCCGACUUAGUUCCAGAAUCAUAUCUACGAUUAAUGUGCAAUUGUUGGAAAUCAAAUCCGGAGGAUCGUCCUAAUAUCCUUCAUAUUGUAGAAUAUUUUUACGCAAAAAUCAAAGAAACGAUGAAUAAUUCCAACGAUGUCUUAGUUGCGAUUCAAAAUCCUCCCUUUAAUGAUAGUAUUGUCAAAAGUCAAUUACAUGAAUUUAAGAAAUUUAUAAUACCUGGAGAUACAACACAGGCACAUAGUACUGAGCAAGAAAUCAUUCGCUUAAUAGAAUUUGAUAAACAUUCAGAAGAAUAUGUUUUUAUUUCAUCUAAAUUACAUUAUCCUAAUAACGAAAUAGCUGGACUGAGCUAUAAAAGCUUACAAGAUGAUCUUAAGCUUG